CUCUCUCUCUCCCUCUCUCCCUCUCCCUCUCUCUCUCCAGUGAGCAGCAUUCAUUCUCAAUGUCUCGGAAAAGAAAACUACAAAGCCCACAACACUCGGAGCACAAGCCAGAUUAUUGCACAGCCUGGGGCAAAGCCUCGUGGAACCCUGGGAGUUUGAGUCCAGGCUAAAUGGCCGGAGGAGGAGGCAGAGAGAGAAGGAAACGAGGGGGAGACGUGUCAUGACAACCGUCAGGGAGAGAGAAAGUUUCAUCUGAGACAUGUCUGAAGACCUGGAGGACACAGGCAGUGUGUUUGACCUGAACGAGGUCCCAGAGACGGAGCUGCUGGACAACAGCAUCCAGAAGGGCCGCGCCCAGCUGUCCAUCAAAGCCCGGAGGCCCCGGCCCUCCAUGUCCCGUUACCGUGACAGCGUGAGCUCCACGGAGGGCGACGACAGCAUGGAGACAAAGGUGGGUCUUAUGGUGCGUCACUCUCCAGUGGACAAAGGUGCUUCAUUGGCUGCCCUCCCCAGGGGGCGCUACCAUCAGCUGACCAACGCCACCUCUCAGGAGCCCCUGGUGACUCCCAGCAGUUCGCCCUCACGGUACCGCCCCUCCUCCGACUGCUCACGGGUCUACAUGAGGAGGAGCAGGAGGCCCGACAGCGAAGUGUUGGUUUCUGACUCGAGUCGGGACACCAGUCCAGCUGAUCCCGACAGUCCGACCGUUGUCUUCGACAAGAAAACCAAGAGAUGUUUCCUGGACAUUGGGGUGACUCUCAGACGUUCAUACAUCAGAGUGAGGAAGGAUAAAUCCAACAGGCUCUCUGUGGGCAGCCGAGAGACGUCUGAGAGUCCGCCUCGCUCCUCCGGAUCGUUCGUCCCCUUUUCCUGGUUCACUGAGGGACGAGGAUCCGCCUCCUCCUUCAGGACUCCCCCCCCUUCUCCUAAGGUCUCCACGACGACCAGAGGCCUGACCCCUCCCAGGUCCCACUCCCAGGAGUCGGCUCUCAGUGAAGAGUUCUCUCCUCCUCCUGACUCCUCCUCUUCCUGUCCUCCUGUUGACUCCUCCUCCUCCUCCAGAUCAUACCACGCGUACCACACACUGUCUCAGUCCUCUGACGAGGCCUUUGAGGACUCAUCCUGUCCUGUGUCGUCAUGGACAACCCAGCAGGUCUGUCAUUGGCUUCGAGGACUCAACAUGGAGCGAUAUGUCCAAGAAUUCAGUGCAAGAGACAUUGACGGAAAAGAGCUGCUACAGAUGGACGGCAACAAGCUAAAGGCUGUGGGCGUGGUCAGCUCGUCCGAUCGAAGCACUUUGAAACGUUGCAUCAAAGAUUUUCAAUCUGUUGUGGAGAAAGAAAGAAAAGUUCUGAGACAGAAAGAAAAACAAAGAAGAGACAACGAACAUCGUAGGAACUGACCUCCACAACUUGACUGUGUCUCCGUCCUUCUGGAUUCUGUACAAAGGAGGGGACAUUGUUCAACCUCGAACCUCUAAAG
Molecule: messenger RNA, 1482 nt
Organism: Gasterosteus aculeatus aculeatus (three-spined stickleback)
Lineage: Eukaryota; Metazoa; Chordata; Actinopteri; Perciformes; Gasterosteidae
Gene: samd14
Product: sterile alpha motif domain containing 14
Biological process (GO): actin filament organization; neuron projection development; calcium-mediated signaling
Cellular component (GO): cytoplasm; dendrite; actin cytoskeleton
Molecular function (GO): actin filament binding
Source: RefSeq, a predicted model, not a curated record